AUGAGUUGAUCUAUUGGUUUGCAAGUCGGUUGAACUCUGGGCUUAUUGAGUUGAUCUAAUGGUUUGCAAGUCGGUUGAACUCUGGGCUUUAAUGAGUUGAUCUAAAACUGCAGAAUCUAGUUGCAGCAUUGUGGUUUACUUCUGCCCCCCGCCCAUUGCGUUGACUGGGCUGAGAGGGGCAGAGGUGGUCCAUCCAUUGUGGGGCGUUCGCCCUGUUUCGCAGCUGCAAAAUCUAGUUGCAGCAUUGUAGUUUCUGCUGUCCCCCGCCCAUUAUAUAGACUGGGCUGAGAGGGGGCAGAGGUCAUCCAUUGUAGGACGCUGCUCUGUUUUGCAUUUCAAGGGUUGAGACAGACAGUGGUGUCCAUUUUGUCUGAGUGGAAAUUUCCACUUGGGCUUGCUCCUUGGCAAAUUUAGCAAUUUAGUUUGAGAACCAGUAGCGCCCGGAGAGGCUGCCUAGUUUAUUGGUUCGUACUUGGUUGUUCUUUAAGCGUGUCAGUUUGGUUACACGCCUUCAUUUACGUUACGUUUUCAACCCUUGCUGCCCGUGGAGUCCGUGGAGGCUGUCUGAUUUACAGGUAACAGAAAAAGCAGAAGACCUGACAGUAACGGUUGACGAUGAAACAACCAUGCAGACUGUUUCAGCAGCGACCUGCCCUGACGGUUACAUGAAGUACCGCGAAGUCUGCUACAAGGCAUUUGACACGUACAAAACGUUCUCCGAGUCGGCUGAGAUCUGUCGGUCUGACGGAGGAACCCUCGCCAUGCCCCGAGACGCCGGCAUCAACGCCUUCCUCUACUCUCUCACGACCACGUUAGGCAGCAAUGACGACUUCUGGUUCGGCUUGCACGAUCAGCGACAGGAAGGUAAGUGGACAUGGAUGGACGACACCGCACUGGGAACCGGCAACUACACCGCCUGGGCAGCGGACCAACCCAACAGUUAUAAAGGAGAGGAAGACUGCGCCUUGCUGCACACGGGCUGGUACGAUUACCCUUGUCAGGAGAAGGAGGGCUUCUUCUGUCAGGUCAUACCGUGAGGCCGGCGUCGCAAUUUUCCUUCUCGUAUCAAAAACGCUCGUCCCCUUUCCAAGCUUAACGGCAGUUGCUAUAUCGCCGAUUAUUUUUAACCAUAUCCGAGCGUUUCAUUACUUUUGCGAGACUAGCAAGAAGCAAAAAUGUAUGUAAAGCAACGUUUAGAUUACAAAUAUACGUAAUAAAUGGUAAAAGAAUAAAAAAGUGUAUUGAUUCGGGGUUGAACACGAGUCAAAAAUUGAAGAAAAAACCCUAAGUCCCAAUCUUGGGGGAGUAGAAAUAAUUGGAGAGAGAUUUCUAAUGCAUAACUUGAUGACAACGAUCGUUUAUGAGUAGCUUCGCCGCAUUUCAAGAUCGCCAGAGAGUCGAGAAUAUUGGCUUGUAAAAAUAAAGAUAUCACACUGGUGACCUACAAUCAUUGGCCGAUAUCUAGAAAUCUCGCAGUAAUCGAGAGGUAUUGAGGUAUUGCUGUCCUGCAGAGAUCGCACGCCCGUCGAGUGAGGUUUUUAUUUGCUGCUGUGUAACGCAUCACAAACAUGACAUUGGCAUGUAUAAAACAUUUCAUUCAGUUUGCACGACUAGCCUAUUCAUAGCAUUGCAUGCGUGGAAGAGUGCGUGUUGACAAAGUAGUCUGGGCAAAAACGUAACGUGACAUAUUUGUAUGGUCUCCCCACCAUCUAAAUGUUAAGUAAAUCUUAUGUAAGUUAUUUGAUGUAAAUUAGAAACAGCACCUCCAAUUCUGUAUGAAUGUUUUUCGUAUUUAACGAAUACGUGUGCUGCCCGCCAUAACAUUGUUCCACACAUGUAGUGAGAUGACAUAACCCCCCAAACGUUCAGAAUUAUUGUUAAUUGACCUUAGCAUGCAUUCCUUAUCGGGGCUGAACAGUAUUGAUUUUACGAUACCGUUGUUUUGUAUAACACUGUUACUAAUGAAGAUAUGAACAGUGUAGAAACGACAUAUUGAACAGACGUUUGAAAUCUGAUACUAUCAGCAAUAACGACAAGAGCAUAGACUUUUGUGGGCAUCAUAUUGACGAGUGUACUUCGGUUGAAUGAGUUUUUGUUUCCGUUGAUUUGUUAAUUGGCCGUUUCAGUCCCACAAUUUUAUUUUGUUCCGACAGACGUAGAAAUGCAAAAUAAAAAACCUGCAAAUUAAUACUAGUAUUUCACGACUACAUUUCAUCAAUAUUUCUACUCGAUUACUAGUUUAAGAAGUCUUGUUUCAUUUGUGUAUGAAAAUAUUGGCAGAAAAAAAGAAGAGUUGGGUCCCACUAUAUUGGCCGGGCUGAGACGCAGUGCCUAUUCACGGGCGCGAUCCCGCUACUGAUCGACACGGGGACUUUUGCCUGCUU
This is a messenger RNA of Branchiostoma floridae (Florida lancelet), 2384 nucleotides long. RefSeq names its product perlucin-like. Bases 627 to 1037 code for a protein of 136 amino acids. NCBI's taxonomy places the organism in Eukaryota, Metazoa, Chordata, Leptocardii, Amphioxiformes, Branchiostomatidae. The transcript is spliced from 4 exons. The record is from RefSeq and is a predicted model, not a curated record.